GUGUCGAAAUAAAUUAAAUUUGUCAAGCUCUGUUACAAAAUCUAUUCUGCUUCUUUGAUUCAGUUUUAUAGGUUUAUUGGAUAACAAAAGGAAACAAUGACGCCGGCAAGCAGGAUGAAGCUUUUCGGUGGGCGCCACAUGGGCUGCAUUGUGGAGCGCAUUGAGUGGAACAAAAACAUGGAUCUCCUUGCCUACGUUACGGAGAAGGGAGAGGUGGUAGUGCAGCGGCUGAACUGGAAGAAGGUCGCAACCUUCCCCACGCCCGUUGAGGGAGUCAAAGUGCGCUCGCUCAGCUGGCAAUUGGACGACUCAGUCCUGGCCGUGGGCUACAGCAAUGGAAAGGUUGCUUUACUGGAUGUCGAGAACGAGACCGUGAUCUCGAGCGUAAUCUACGACGACGACGACGUCAGGCAGGUAUACUUUAGCGGGACUAUCGACUGCCCGGAAACCUUGGGAGGCCACACUUUCAACGCUAAUGACAAGCACAAGCUAUUUCUACCCAAGCCAUGGCCGCUGCCCGCAAUUGACCCAUCCCUGAGAACGCUAGAGCAAAAGCCUUUUCCCGAAGGUUCUCCGCGCUUCCUGAUCGUAGUCCUAUGCAGCGGAAAAGUGCAUCUGCUGCUCUUUGCUGCCGUGCAGACGGGCAGCAUCGAUCUCACCCAGUACGUACUGCACCCCGAACAGUUCGAGGUGUUCGAUGUGAAAAUAAGCGGCGACUUCAAUGCCAUUUACGCCCUGGUGCGCGACGGUCAGCAGCUGAAGAUGCUCCACUUCCGAAACCAGCUGCUGCAGGAUUUCAAGGCGUCCAUACUGGGGGUGGCCAGGCUCUGUGCUCACAUACUCGAGACGAAGAACUACAUAAAUAGAACCGAACAAUGCCUAAAGGAGACCUGGGAGGCUGUCCAGCUGGUGAUGGAUAAUAGACUGACAAAUUAUGCCAACGCACAAGCAUACGGAAGUACAUCCGCAGAUUUGUUGGAGCUGCACAUCUUUGGCUUUUCGACGUUGGAGGUGGAGGAACUUCUUACAAUGUCAGAGAGAGAGCUCAAGAAAAUAGCCAAAUCUGCGGAGCGCGGCUUCAGGGACUUGCAUGCCCUGGUAUUCAAGCCCCUCAACGAAGCGGCCAUUAGUAUGUUCUACUUUCUGAACGCGAUAACCGGCUUGGCUCGCAUGCCCCAUUUCUAUGAGUCUCUCCUCUUGCCGGAGAUGGCCGUCGAGGCGAUGCGUGCGUGCGGAUCCUUUUAUCUGAAGGUGUUCGAGCUACGAGAGAGAAUCCAUACCCUGGCAAACGAUUCAAAGCUGUUCCACAACUGGCUGCUUUUUACCAUAUUGCGGCUGUCGCACCAGGAGAUACCCGAUGAAAUGCUCCUUAGCAAGGAGGAGAACGCUGCUCUGGCUGACCUCCUUUGCUCGAUGGAGCCGGAUUCAGAUGACAGCAGCGAUGAUAAGGCGGAGCCUGAACUCGGUGAAGCCUUUUCUUUGCCCUCGUCCAGAUCCACACGUAGCCUGUUUAAUAUAGACCAAGUGGGUCAGUACCUGAAGAAUGCCUUCCUGACGCAGCCCCACCCGGUGGACCCCAAUCACCUGUGGGACGAGAUUGAACGCGAGAGCAACUACAUGGGCGCGUCCAAUGUGUUCGUGCCGCACGACAAGAAGCUGUCACUGGUGCAGCAGCGCGAAAAGAUGUUCAAUGCUAUCGAUGGCAUCCUCUACAGGCCCACGGAGAGCAUCAGCGCCAGCUUCAAGCUCAGCUCGUCCAUUAUCUGUAGAGAGUUUCGUACUGUGGAGCCAGAGAAGGAUCAGGACUUUCUUGCAUUCAGCUACCAUGCCAACGAUUCAGCUAAAUGUGAUAUGUUCGCCGUCACUAUCAGCUGUGAGGAGGCCAUGAUCCUGCAGUUUAGUUGGGCCGAAGAUUGUCUUUUUCGCUGCACCCGCGUCCACUUGAAGCCGGGCCCCUUCACCCAACUACUUGACGAGGAAUACAACAACCUGCGCAUCGUGGACCUGAAGUUCUACAACGAGUCCAUCCUCUCCGUGCUGACCCAGAGCAUGUCCUACCCGAAAGGUGUGCGUCCCCACAGCUGCCUCAUUCAGUUAUCGCUAAGCGAGUUGGAGAAUCACUGCAGCCGUCACCAUCUGGCGGCGCUCGUAAAUCUGACGGAUGUGGCGGAAUCGCGCAGCAUUCACGACAUCUCCGAUAAGACCGCCUUCAAGCUUUUGGAUGGAGUGUGUACGAUGCUCGCUGUCUCCAGCGGCCGCAGAGUGGUCACAGUUCUCUCUGACUCCAAGCGCAAGCUGACUAUCUUCGAAACAGAGGUCGAGGAGACGUACGACACGGACGCGUUCCAAGGAUCUUUUCUUCAGAUCAGCCGGGAUCAAAACGCAUCCAUCAGUGACGCUGAACAGCUCGAUUCAGCUCGGCUUUGAAUCCUUCCUCCUUUUUUUUGUAAUAACAGUAAUAAAUAUAUAUAAAUG
Drosophila miranda is the source of this 2475-nucleotide messenger RNA. RefSeq names its product anaphase-promoting complex subunit 4-like. NCBI's taxonomy places the organism in Eukaryota, Metazoa, Arthropoda, Insecta, Diptera, Drosophilidae. Gene Ontology annotation, biological process: protein K11-linked ubiquitination; positive regulation of mitotic metaphase/anaphase transition; anaphase-promoting complex-dependent catabolic process. Gene Ontology annotation, molecular function: protein binding. The record is from RefSeq and is a predicted model, not a curated record. Gene Ontology annotation, cellular component: anaphase-promoting complex; nuclear periphery. The transcript is spliced from 2 exons. The coding region runs from base 97 to 2427 and encodes 776 amino acids.